UCAGGAUUCUUUAGGUCUUUUACUCUGCCAUCAUCUCUAUUUAUUCUUUUUCACUUCAAAUGUUGCUUUUAUUUUCUUCAAAUGGCUAGACAUUGAAGAGUCUGUCAGGUCUAAAAUGCAAUGAAAAGCUAGUAGCAUGUCCUUGUUAGGAUGCCGAGUAGUUCGCGGUCCAGAUUGGAAGUGGUCUGAMCAAGAUGGUGGCGAAGGCUGUGUGGGCACUAUUGUAAGUCUUGAAAAUUUCGCUGAUGGACGAAAACUGCCUACGAAAACUGCUCUGGUGUGUUGGGAUACUGGCGGUGUUGCAGACUAUCGAAUUGGUUUGAAUGGAUGCUACGAYCUACGGGUCUUUGACUCGGCAUCWGCAGGUGUUUCAUCUCCUGCUUUUACCUGUGAUGGCUGCUCRCAGUCCAACAUUGCUGGCACUCGUUGGCAUUGCACUGAGUGCUUUGACUUUGAUCUUUGCAAAGUAUGUUACAUGAAUGAUGUUCAUGAUAAAGAUCAUGUGUUUGAGAGAUUUCACAAAUCAAAUGAUCGAACCAAUGGGACCAAAGUCACUCCCCGCUCUAAAGCAACAAWAAUUCGUGCCAAGGGUCUUUUUCCUGGAAGUCAGGUCAAGCGGGGGCGAGACUGGAGUUUCGAUAGUGAAUUAGGCAAUAUGACUGGUCAUGUCGUUGGUGUUACGGCAUGGGAGAAUGUACCUAGAAGUGCUGUCAUUGUGAAGUGGGGCAUGUCACUAGAAACCCCACAUAGAGUUGGAUACCAGGGCAAAGUGAGUGUGUCAUUGAUAUUAUUAUCCAUCAAACUAUGGGCUAUAAUGAACCCAAGCAUUCAGCAAACUAUCUGUCCUGCACUGCUAACUCACAACAUUAGCAACAACUAUAUAGUGAUGACAAUAGCAACAUCAACUGUUAAACUUUCAGCCAUUGGAAAAGUUGGCAAGAUUGCCAAAAUUGACGAAGAUGCUGAUGUCCACGUAGACUUUGGUAUGAUGAGGUGGGCAUUUCAUCCUGAAGCGAUAGUGAAGGUUCGAGAUUUACGACCUGGUGACAAAGUGAGAGUACUAAAUGAUAGGGAUCUUGUAAUUAAGUACCAAGAGGGCCAUGGCGGCUGGAACAAUGGGAUGCAAGCGGCUCUUGGUCAGCAAGGCAAAGUAAUUGAUGUCGAUAAAGACGGUGACGCAAUCGUYAACGUAACCAAUCAGCGAUGGUUAUUUAAUGCGGCGGCUCUUGUACUUGAGUCCAAGGAGGAGGAACGGCAGCCUCCUGGGGUGAGAACAGGAACGGCGAAUUCAGUAGUUGAAGUGUUGAAUGCCUUACUUGAAGGCUUAACCUCAAAGUUAGUAGACGGACAUGGCGUAGAGCAACUCGUCCUGGCUUCAACUCUAGGUGAUCUUGACAAAGUAAAAGAAAUCAUUCAGGGUGAUAAGAGUUUGUUGAACCAGAAAUCUGGUGGCCAAAAGACCGCUUUGCAUGUUGCCUGCCACCAAGGAAACCCUGAGAUAGUCUCCUUCUUACUCGAAAAUGGUGCUGAUAAAGAUAUAAGGGACGAAGGGGGUUAUUCAGCACUGCAUCAUGCGGCUUAUGGGGACAAGUCGGGCGCAUGCGUAGUGAUCAUGCUCAGUGCCAAUGCCAAUGUGAACGUGAUUGACGGUACGGACAAAACGAAGGUUACACCACUCCAUCUUGCCAUCCAGCAAAACAACGAAAAAGCAGUGACUGCACUCACACAGUUUAGACACUGUGAUGUCAAUGUGCAGGACAACGCUGGUGACACGCCAUUGCAUUGUACCAUACUCCUUGGUCAAUCAAAGAAUGCUAAGGCCAUUUUAGAGGCAAAACGCGACGAACUUGAUCCUUCAAUUUUUAAUGACAAAGGCUUCAAUGUUCUUCAUCUUGCUUGCGUGAAGAACUGCACCGAGGUCGCAGAGAUACUUAUAGAAAAAUACCCUGGUCUGGUGGAUAUGAUAAAGGAGGAUGGAUUUUCCGCCUUACAUCUAGCUGCGCUGAAUAAUCGCUGCCGGAUUGCAAGGAAGAUAAUUCUAUCUGGUCAUUGUAACAUUAAUCUCAAGAACAAGGAGGGUAGGACAGCACUGUCGAUCGCUGUAGGAGAAAGUGAUAAACCAAUGAUAGAGUUAUUGAUUGAACAUCAAGCCAACGUCAAUAUAGAAGACGACGAUGGUGAUACACCGCUUCACAUGGCUAUCAUGAAACAUUGCAUGUCAUUCUUAGGGCUUGACUUGGCUCAGUUGUUGGGCAAAGGUUCUACUUCAUGCGAAACCAAUGUCAAUUCAGCAAUUGCUCUGUUUCUUGUUUACCAAGGAGGUGCAGACGUUAACCACAGGAAUCACCAAGGCAAAACACCGAUUGAUCUAUGUAUCGAUAAAAAGCUGCAAUCCUUUAUCAUAGCAAGUACAAGGCAUAACAAUCCUUGUGAAGUAUCUUCGCAAAGAAGGACGAUACCGACAAAAGCACCCGUCUCUCCAUCUCCACGACCUACAUGCUUACCAUCCACUCGAACAGCCGUAAAAUCACCCCAACCGCCGAUGCCCACCCCUGCUGGAAUAGAUACACACCUACAAGGUUUACACAUAACCCCUAAAUCUCAAGAAGUAACGUCUUCAGCAAUUCCCGGCCCAACCAGUCCCGAGUCUGUUGUAACUCCAUGCCUUGCCGAUGAAGGGAGCCAACAGUUGCUAAACAUCGAGAGCGCUGGUGCUGCAAGGAAGCAAUCUAAUAACCAGUUUUCGUCUGAGAUAAAAGCACCGGCUGAACAGCCUGCUGUAAGAGCACACAACCCUAAUCAGCAGCUAAAGCAGGGUGAUCUCUGCAUGUACUGCAAGGAAGAAGCAGCUGCAGUUGUCUUCGAGCCUUGCAAACACAAAGUUGUUUGUCAGACCUGUUCAUUUAAAGCAAAGGAAUGUUUAAAGUGCAAAGCGGUGGUUGAAAAGAAAACAGUACCGGGCGAAGACCCUUACAGAUCUCUCACAGAUUUCAAGAAAAACUUCGAGGACAAGUAUAACGAACUAAAGGGAAAAUUCGACGAAAUGGAGCGCAUUGCAAUUUGUCAAAUUUGCAUGGAAUUCCCAAGCGAUGUUGUCUUCCAAAAUUGUGGUCACAAAAGUUGCCAAAGGUGUUCUCAAAGAUUGACAAAGUGCCAUACCUGCCAGCGAAAAAUUACCAAAGAGGAAAAAUUACAAACAUUUCAGAGUCGCGCUUUGUGCGUGNUGCUAAACAUCGAGAGCGCUGGUGCUGCAAGGAAGCAAUCUAAUAACCAGUUUUCGUCUGAGAUAAAAGCACCGGCUGAACAGCCUGCUGUAAGAGCACACAACCCUAAUCAGCAGCUAAAGCAGGGUGAUCUCUGCAUGUUAUGUGAGGAAGAAGCAGCUGCAGUUGUCUUCGAGCCUUGCAAACACAAAGUUGUUUGUCAGACCUGCUCAUUUAAACCAAAGAGAUGUUUAAAGUGCAAAGCGGUGGUUGAAAAGAAAACAUUACCGGGCGAAGACCCUUACAGAUCUCUCACAGAUUUCAAGAAAAACUUUGAAGACAAGUAUAACGAACUACAGGGAAAAUUCGAAGAAAUGGAGCGCAUUGCAAUUUGUCAAAUUUGCAUGGAGUUCCCAAGCGAUGUUGUCUUCCAAAAUUGUGGUCACAAAAGUUGCCAAAGAUGUUCUCAAAGAUUGACAAAGUGCCAUACCUGCCAGCGAAAAAUUACCAAAGAGGAAAAAUUGUUAACAUUUCAGUAGCGAAAAGACACUGUACACGUAGAAAGUCAUUCUGCUGGUCCACUAGGUUACUGUAAGCGCUUCUAUAUGAGGCUAAGCUGAAUUCGCAUUUCAUGCAAUAAUAAUAAUAAUCAGACACUGAGUACACCCAGCCUGAUUUGCGGCGUUUUAGGUACCAUGUAAAUAAGAGCACAAUCAGCCUGAAAAAUCAAAAUGUGAUCUUUGUGACAGGGGUUUAUUUUGACGCUUUGAAAUGUUAAGUUGUUUAUUUAUCGUCCCUUGGGCCUUGGUAGACUCUUUUAAGGAGUCGCGCUUUGUGCGUGAGAGAGAGUUCGACCGCGGUACCGGUCUUUUGAAUCUCAUGGGAAUGGGUGAAAACGAUCAAUAGUUGCUCGAGGAGUACGAAAACGUGAAUUCCACCCAGCUUUAGGAGGCGAGUUAGGCCCAUGAAAUAUAUGUAAGCGUGAGGAACAGAAUAAAACCUACGUCGCUACAUUAAAAAUAGAAAAUAACCUGCACAAGCUAAGCUUUUAUUAGUAUAUCAUUACUAGCAUUCCAUUAUUAUUAUUUCAUUGUUAUUAUUUAAUCAUAAUGGCUGCUGCAUAUAUUUUUGCAGUAGACAUUUAGAGUAGGUUUGUUGGUAGCAGUAGAAACUUUAAAGAACACGCUCAGGCUGAUUUGAAGCACACGUUCAAUAASAACACAAUCGGCCUGAACUUCAAGAAUGGAGGGGGGAGGGGAGGGGGGUCUUACUGUAUGUCAAAUAGAUGUAUUGAAAUGUUCUGCAGUUUAGGAUAUAUUCUCGGUUAUAGUAAUGGCAGCUCUUGAUGACAUUUUUAAGAGAGCAAACAGAAAAGAAUUAGCGACGCAUUGACAUCAAAGGCCAAAACCACAAAAAAAAACAAAAAAAAACUGGUUACCGGCAAAUAUAUCUUGGAUGUUGUCAAAAGUACUAGCCAUAUUAAUCCUUAUUGCUGUAACUAAUUUUACUUUCUGUCAWGUUUCGAAGAGAUGACAAGAUACAAGCAGGGGAAAGUUUUUAACAAAUUUCAAGAGGAUAUGAAGAAAACAGUCAAAAAUAGGUUACACAUUCACAAUGCACCUGUGAUCCCGGACGGAUUGUCCAAUGAUAAGACRCAUGGAAUAGCAAAUAAUAAAUACUAUGGGAACUAGAAAAGGAUGUCAGUUCAUUUAGAGCACUAUGCAUAGCCUACGAAUCUURGACUUCGAGCUAUACAAGAAUUCGAAUUGUUCUACCUAAAUAAAAGGUAUUUUUGUGGUUACUCUCUACUUGAUACAAAUAAUCGCCAUGCCAUUAAAUUGAAAAGUCAACAUU
This is a messenger RNA of Exaiptasia diaphana, 5057 nucleotides long. RefSeq names its product E3 ubiquitin-protein ligase MIB1. Lineage: Eukaryota; Metazoa; Cnidaria; Anthozoa; Actiniaria; Aiptasiidae. Gene Ontology annotation, cellular component: cytoplasm. Bases 137 to 3742 code for a protein of 1201 amino acids. Gene Ontology annotation, molecular function: zinc ion binding; ubiquitin-protein transferase activity; protein binding. Gene Ontology annotation, biological process: protein ubiquitination. The record is from RefSeq and is a predicted model, not a curated record. The transcript is spliced from 22 exons.